UUUCCUAGCCAACCUGUGGAUCCUGUGUAACUCAGCAGGGAUUCAAAAGCACCUCAAUGCUAUACUUAUCUAGGCAAACUGCACCCAAGUCAGACGAGGGAUGUGUCCCUGCCUCACGUUUUGGGGAUUUAUUUUAAGCUACGAGAGACGGGAUAUUUAUUUAGUCCUUUCGCACCUUUGAGGGAUGUCACAACAGGAACCAUAACAGCAACCAAGGAUCUUUGGAUUUUCCUUCCAGGUAUUCUCUGGACCAGUUUUCUUCCUAACUCUUGGCAGAUGGGGAUCCUUUAACCAAGGACAAUGAUCAGAGAUAGCAAGGAGAUGGCUCCUCUCAUGGGCAGCAAGAAGGAAAAUCUGCCGGGGACCCCGCCGGCAGCUCCCCAAGAGAAAAAGCUGGCCGAAAACACACCGAACAAGAAAAGGGGACCGUGUUUUUUCAGCGGAAACAGCUCCACGCGCUCAGAGGUGACACGCCACACACUGAGGAACCCCACGAAGCCUGCGGAGGGGCAAGGCAGCCCUCGAAAGUUGACCAACCCAGUAGCUGCAUGGCAGAUCACUGGUCUCAUCCCCCUCUUUGGCUGCAGUUCCCACUUUUUUCUCGAGAUUGAAGCCUUCGACACCAAUGUCACACCAAGCCGGACGUCACCUCCUGUCUUCUCAAAGCCGAUGGACUCCAAUAUCCGCCCAUGUGCAUCUGCAAAUUGCGAAGAUAUGGACUCCCCACAGUCCCUCCAAGAUGACAUGACUGAAUAUACCCCAAAUGCAGACAGCUAUUGCACUAAUUCAUCUCAAAGCGCUCGACAAAACAACCGCCGGAAAAAGUUGAAGAAGUAUCUGUUUCGGGCAGUGUCAGAGGGCAGUAUAGAAGAACUCCAGCACCUCCUUGCCGAAGUGAAGGAUCGGUCCCAUGCCUGCAGAAACCUGACAGUCCAAGACUAUCUGAUGAAAAAAAUGACCUCUUCUGACACAGGCAAGACCUGCCUAAUGAAAGCCUUGCUAAACAUCAACGAGAACACAAAGGAAAUUGUGAAAAUACUUCUCUCAUUUGCAGAAGAAAACCUGAUCUUAGAAAGGCUCAUCAAUGCUGCAUACACAGAAGAGGCCUACAGAGGACAGACGGCUUUAAACAUUGCUAUUGAGAGACGGCAGUAUGACAUUACUCAGACCCUGAUCGAGAAAGGGGCGGAUGUGAACGCCCAUGCACAAGGCAUCUUCUUCAAUCCUAAACACAAGCACGAAGGUUUUUAUUUUGGAGAGACACCCCUGGCGUUAGCUGCCUGCACAAACCAGCCAGAUAUUGUCGAGCUAUUAAUGAACAACAGCAAGACGGACAUCACUUCCCAAGAUUCGAGGGGGAACAAUAUACUCCAUGCCUUGGUGACAGUCGCAGAAGACUUUAAGACGCAAAAUGACUUUGUGAGGAAGAUGUAUGAUGCCAUCCUCUUGAAAAGCAGAAACCGGGAUUUGGAGACGAUGAAGAAUAAGGACGGUUUGACGCCUCUGCAGCUAGCUGCGAAAACCGGGAAACUGGAGAUUCUGAAAUACAUUCUCAGCAGAGAAAUCAGAGACAAGCCAAACAGAAGCCUUUCCAGGAAAUUUACUGACUGGGCUUACGGACCCGUGCAGUCUUCCCUGUACGACUUGACAGAACUGGAUACCACCUCAGAGAACUCCUUGCUGGAUAUUAUUGUCUACAAUACAAAUAUUGGGAAUCGCCACGAAAUGUUGGCGUUGGAACCUCUGCAUUCCCUGCUGCGCAUGAAGUGGAAAAGGUUUGCCAGGCACGUGUUCUUCAUCUCCUGCUGUUUAUACUUCAUCUACAAUGUGUUGCUGACGUUGAUCUCGUACUACAGGCCUCAAGCUGAAAUGGCUCCACCAUAUCCUCUGAGUUUGACUGAUGACCUCAGCUGGCUCCAACUGACAGGACAAGUGACAGUGAUGCUGGGGGCCAUAUUUAUAGCAAUUAAAGAGAGCGUAGCUAUCUUCCUGCUCAGGCCUUCAGAUCUCCAAUCAAUCCUAUCUGACGCUUGGUUCCAUUUCGCAUUUUUUAUACAAGCCGUGUUGGUUGUCUUCUCUGUCUGCUUGUACUUCUUCUCCUACAAAGAACACCUUGCGUGCCUCGUCUUGGCCAUGUCCUUAGGGUGGGCCAACAUGCUGUAUUUCACCCGGGGUCUGCAGUCCAUGGGAAUCUAUAGUGUGAUGAUCCAACAGGUCAUCUUGCAUGACGUGAUAAAGUUUCUAGUGGUGUACAUUGUAUUUCUGCUUGGAUUCGGUGUAGCCCUUGCUGCCUUGAUAGAGUGUCCUGAAAACAGUAAGUGCAGUAACUUCAGCACUUUAGGAAAUGUUGAGAUCGAACUCUUCAAACUCACUUUAGGCCUCGGUGACCUGGAGAUCCAUGAUGAUGCAAAAUACCCCAUUCUGUUUCUGCUGCUCCGCAUCUCCUUCGUCAUCUUGACCUUUGUUCUCCUCCUCAACAUGUUGAUCGCAUUGAUGGGGGAGACGGUGGAAGAUAUAUCCAAGGAGAGUGAACAUAUCUGGAGGCUUCAGAGGGCAAGAACUAUUGUAGAAACAGAAAAGAUCCUGCCAAAAUACCUGAGGAGAAAAUUCCAGCUUGGAGAAUGGUGCAAAGUGGCAGAGAAUGAUACCAGGUUAUGUUUAAGGAUUAAUGAAGUCAAAUGGACUGAAUGGAAAACACAUGUUGCAUUCAUCAAUGAAGACCCAGGUCCAACAGAUUACAGCAGAAUGAAUGACACAUCAAGGAGUAAUAGCAAGACCACUCUGAAUACGUAUGAAGAAAUUUAUGAUUUGCCAGAAACAUCUGUUUAACGAAAGAACACAAGAAGAGCCUACUGCAUCAGGCCAAUGGCCCAUCCCAAGUCCAGCAUCCUGUUCUCAGAGUCGCCAAUCAGACGCCCAAAUAGGAACCCCAUAGAGCUGCACGUUGGACUAUAUAAGACUAUCUGGUCUCCUAGCAUAAUGACAGGGGUGUGGGCAGGAAAGGCUUCUGCUGUUACUGCUGCUAUUCCUUACACAGCCCAGCUUUCACUUCCAGAGGUUGGCUGAACUGGUUUCUUGUGGAAAUGAUAGGCAUCACUGUUGACAGAAAAGCAAAGUCCUGGAAGGGGAAAUAUGGGCAUCGACAUGGAAAAGAAAGAGCAACUGGUCCAAAUGCUAUGGUGAAAUAAGAUUUUGAGAUAGCCCAAUUGUGUGAAGGUCCAUCAGCGUAAGUUCAAGGAAUGAUUAUUCGGUUGGGCCUCUGCACUCCAAAUGGUAAUAUAUUCCAUGGACUGAAGGCAUUUAAAUAUUUGGUUAGGGUGCCACAAAUGUUGCUUCUGUGCUUUGACCAACUGCGUAGCUGGAAACAGAGUGCCUUUUCACAACUGCUGGCCCUCCAUCUCCAAAACCAACAACUAACUUUUCACAACUCUGCUUUGAAAGUGUGCCAAAUGAAACCUCAGGUCUAUAAAUAUUUUAAAGAUAGCUCUUUGUCAAAAUGUUUUCUUCAAACUUGGCAAUAUGUGAUACAGAAUCUCUCUCUUGCCUUUUUGAAGGGCGCUGUUUGUUUGUUUUACUUCCUAUGAAGCCUUGAGACUGUUGGUUGUACUAUGGGCAGGGGUGGGCAAACGUCAGACUUAUGGGAUCUACUUCUAUUUUUACUAGAUUCCCUUGGGAUCUAUUUAUUUAUUAGAUCCUUGAGAUCCACCAACUAGAGCCGGGUGCAAAAGACAUAUGCUUAAAAGAAUAUUGAACCUAGAAGCUUUUUUAGGUCAGCAGAAUGGGACAGAGUUAUGCAUGAAAACCUACUCUUGGUUACCUCUA
Lacerta agilis (Sand lizard) is the source of this 3822-nucleotide messenger RNA. It is a transcript of the gene TRPV3, whose product is annotated as transient receptor potential cation channel subfamily V member 3. The record is from RefSeq and is a predicted model, not a curated record. Lineage: Eukaryota; Metazoa; Chordata; Lepidosauria; Squamata; Lacertidae. The transcript is spliced from 21 exons. Gene Ontology annotation, molecular function: calcium channel activity; protein binding. Gene Ontology annotation, biological process: calcium ion import across plasma membrane. Gene Ontology annotation, cellular component: membrane. The coding region runs from base 301 to 2829 and encodes 842 amino acids.